Messenger RNA from Cutaneotrichosporon oleaginosum, 727 nucleotides. RefSeq lists its product as uncharacterized. Gene Ontology annotation, cellular component: mitochondrion. Gene Ontology annotation, molecular function: thiosulfate-cyanide sulfurtransferase activity. The record is from RefSeq and is a predicted model, not a curated record. NCBI's taxonomy places the organism in Eukaryota, Fungi, Basidiomycota, Tremellomycetes, Trichosporonales, Trichosporonaceae.
CCUCUCAUCACUUCGCAUCAGACGCAUCUCAAGCAUCAUGUACGCCCUCCGCGCCGCCCUCCGCACCCCCGUCCGCACCGCGCCCCGUGCACUCAGCACCUCGGCCGCCCGCUGGAAGGACGCCUGGGCCAGCAGCCCCGACAUGAACUUCACCGAGUUCAACAAGCACGUCCGCUCGCCCAACGAUGAAGUGCUCCUCAUCGACACCCGUGAGCCUGACGAGGCCGCCAUUUCGCCCAUUCCCGGCACGGUCAACCUUCCCUUCAGCAAGGUUGCCGAAGCACUCGCUGAGGGCAACAACCCCGGCAAGUUCCAGAACGACUUCGCUUUCCCCAAGCCAGCGUACAACCAGAAGAUCGUCUUCCUCGACCGGGCCGCCAAGCGCUCCGAGUCCGCUGCGGACGCUGCCCGCAAGGCCGGGUACCAGAACGUCCGCACCUACGGCGGCGGCGUUAAGGAGUAUCAGGAGAACGCUCACAAGCACCACGAGUGAGCAGGCGGCUGAAGGCAGAUAAAGAGGUAGACACAGAAACAAUGCAGGGGUCCAGAAGCUCCAGCAUUACACGCUCACGAGGACUCGGAUGUUGUGACAAUUGAGCAAGCUAUAUAGCAGUCAUCUCAUCACGCGAGGGAUAUCCGCGCUACUCACCUGACAAUACUGAUACGAGCGUCCCUCGGCCUCCAGCCAGGCGUAGCCGGUUUGAGUUUACCCAGCUUCCCAAAUGAG